AUGUACAAGUCAUUGCUGCCGCGCGCAGGUCGCUCGCUUCUUUCUGCCAGAGCUCCUCCCCAGGUUGGGCCCUCAAAUCUCAGAAACACACCCCGCUUCCAGAUCGUGCCGCAGUCACAGCUACAACGGCGAGGCUACGCAUCUGAGGCUCCUGAGUACGAUGUACUGUUCAUAGGAGGUGGUGUUGCCGGCUAUGUUGGCGCCAUCAAGGCCGGCCAGGAAGGUCUAAAGACAGCAUGUAUCGAGAAGCGCGGCGCAUUGGGUGGCACAUGCCUGAACGUCGGCUGCAUACCUUCGAAAUCCCUCCUCAACAACUCCCACCUGUACCAUCAAAUAUUACACGAUACCAAGAAGCGCGGUAUCGACGUCGGCGAAGUAAAACUCAACCUCACACAAAUGAUGAAGGCGAAAGACGAGUCAGUAAGCGGGCUGACGAAGGGUGUGGAAUUUCUUUUCAAGAAGAACAAGGUCGAUUAUAUCAAGGGUGCUGGCUCAUUCGUGGACGAGCACACAGUGAAGGUUAACUUAACCGAUGGCGGUGAGCAAAGCGUGCGAGCCAAGAACAUUAUCGUCGCAACUGGCUCAGAAUCUACACCAUUCCCUGGGCUGGAGAUCGAUGAGAAGAAGGUCAUCACUUCCACCGGCGCAAUUGCGCUGAAAGAGGUUCCUAAGAAAAUGACCGUGAUUGGUGGCGGCAUCAUCGGUCUGGAAAUGGCUUCCGUGUGGUCUCGCCUUGGUUCCGAAGUUACCGUUGUUGAAUUCUUGGGCCAAAUCGGCGGUCCUGGCAUGGAUGCCGAUAUUGCCAAACAAGCGCAGAAGAUUCUCGGCAAGCAGGGCAUGAAAUUCAAGCUGAACACCAAGGUCACCUCCGGCGACGCCUCAGGUGCUGGCGUCAAGCUAGAGAUCGAAGCUGCCAAGGGUGGCAAAAACGAGACUAUCGAGUCAGAUGUCGUCCUCGUUGCGAUCGGCCGACGCCCAUACACUGAGGGCCUAGGCCUCGAGAACGUCGGCCUCGAGGUUGACGAGCGCAAGCGUCUCGUCAUCGACCAAGAAUACCGCACCAAGAUCCCCCACAUCCGUGUCAUCGGCGAUUGCACAUUCGGCCCCAUGCUGGCGCACAAGGCCGAGGAGGAAGCGGUCGCGGCCGUCGAGUACAUCAGCAAGGGCUACGGACACGUCAACUACGGCGCCAUUCCCAGUGUCAUGUACACGCACCCGGAAGUCGCGUGGGUGGGCCAGAACGAAGGCGAGCUCAAGGCCGCGGGCGUCAAAUACAAGGUCGGCACCUUCCCCUUCUCGGCCAACUCGCGCGCCAAGACCAACCUCGACACCGACGGCAUGGUCAAGUUCCUCAGUGACGCCGAGACGGACCGCAUCCUGGGCGUGCACAUCAUCGGUCCCAACGCCGGCGAGAUGAUCGCCGAGGGCACCCUGGCGGUCGAGUACGGCGCGAGCAGCGAGGACGUGGCGAGGACGUGUCACGCGCAUCCCACGCUCGCAGAGGCGUUCAAGGAGGCCGCCAUGAGCACGUAUAGCCAGGCGAUCCACUUCUAG
Cyphellophora europaea CBS 101466 is the source of this 1554-nucleotide messenger RNA. Its product is annotated as dihydrolipoyl dehydrogenase. The coding region runs from base 1 to 1554 and encodes 517 amino acids. The record is from RefSeq and is a predicted model, not a curated record. The transcript is spliced from 3 exons. Gene Ontology annotation, cellular component: mitochondrion; oxoglutarate dehydrogenase complex. NCBI's taxonomy places the organism in Eukaryota, Fungi, Ascomycota, Eurotiomycetes, Chaetothyriales, Cyphellophoraceae. Gene Ontology annotation, molecular function: dihydrolipoyl dehydrogenase (NADH) activity; flavin adenine dinucleotide binding.